This is a messenger RNA of Rotaria socialis, 1599 nucleotides long. The record is from the annotation of a GenBank genome assembly. Lineage: Eukaryota; Metazoa; Rotifera; Eurotatoria; Philodinida; Philodinidae.
AUGGCUAAUUUGAUCGACGACUUUGCUGAUAAAAUUCAAGAUCAAGAUUUAGUAAUGUUUUAUUUUGCUGGUCAUGGUUUUCAAUAUAAAGAGCAAAAUUAUUUGUUACCAGUUGAUGCAGAUGAAAAAAUAAAGAGAGAAGCAGACAUUAAAUUUGAUUCAGUUAAUGCUCAAAAAACUUUAGAAAGUUUGUCAUCACAAACGUCAUAUGUCACUAUUUUUAUUUUGGACUGUUGCCGUGAAUAUCUGUUUGAUGAUACAAGUAAAUUUCGAGGUGCAAAAAGUAGUGGUUCGGGAUUGCACGCCAUGAUAGCACCAGGAGGCACUCUUCUUCAGUUUGCAUGUGCUCCUGGUAGCUUAGCAGCAGAUGGCGGUGGUCAAGAUAGGAAUGGAUUGUAUACAAAACAUUUAUUGAAACAGAUUGCCAUUCCAAAUAAGCAUAUAGAUUUGAUCUUUUCCUCUGUUGGUGCUGAGGUUUAUAAAGAAAGUAAUGGAAAACAAAUGCCGUAUCGUGUUAGUUCAAUUAUGAUAGAUGAUAAUAUUUAUUUGAAUCUUAUCGAUGCUGAUUCUAAACGGUCGUCUUCUCCACCUUCAAAGCGACCUCCAACUUCAGAAAUGCUACUCACAACAAAUGACAAGCAGAAUCCGCAACCGACCUUGCCGAAACCAUCAUAUUCAGUUAAUAUUCCUGCUAAUGCUAAAUGGGCACAGAAUGCAGUGACUAUUGCUGGAGGUAACGGGGAUGGGGAUGCCACUAAUCAACUCUACCACCCUCGUGGUCUUUUCGUUGAUGAUGAUCAAACAGUGGUUAUUGCUGACUGCUUUAAUCAUCGUAUCAUGCAAUGGAAGAACGGGGAUACAACGAAUGGACAAGUUAUUGCUGGUGGCAAUGGCUACGUAAAUAGAUUACAUCAAUUGAGUCAACCAACUGAUGUAUUAAUUGACAAAGAGACGGAUAGUCUCAUUAUUUGUGAUCGAGGGAAUCGACGGGUUGUACAAUGGUUUCGUCGUAGUGAUACAACACAAAGAGAAAUACUCAUCGAUAACAUCCAAUGUUAUGGAUUGGCUAUGGAUAAACAGAGAUAUCUCUACGUCUCUGACACCGAAAAACAUGAAGUAAGACGAUAUCGAUUGGGUGAGAAGAAUGGCACUCUCGUAGCUGGUGGUAAUGGUAAAGGUAAUGAUACCAAUCAACUCAACGAGCCGGGAUAUCUCUUUGUCGAUCGACAACAGACUGUCUACGUAUCAGACCGCAACAAUCAUCGUGUAAUGGAAUGGAAUAAAGGUGCAAAAGAAGGUAUUGUGGUUGCUGGAGGACAAGGCCCAGGGAAUGAUCUGACAAAAUUGUGUUCUCCUGAAGGAAUCUUCGUUGAUACGUUGGGUACACUCUAUGUAGCAGACUCGUAUAAUAGUCGUGUAAUGCGUUGGACUCAAGAAGCAAAACAAGGCACGGUACUUGUGCGUGGAAAUGGCAGAGGAACAGGAGCAAAUCAGUUCAACGACCCCGUUGGUUUGUCUUUCGAUCGGCACGGUAAUCUCUAUGUCGUCGAUUGGUAUAAUCAUCGUGUUCAGCGAUUUUCUAUCGAAAAAGACUUGUGA